AUGAGGCAAGCACCAAGAGACGCUACCUUUGGACCAGGAUCAGGACCAAUUUCCAUGGUUUCACAGACAGAAAGGAGACCAGCACAAUCAACAUCGAUCACUCCUCCACAAUCUCCUACAGCAGAUAUUCUCUCCAUCCCUCCAGUGGUUGUGUUUGUUCUGAUAUCUGUACUCUUACUGCUCUUACUGCCCCUCAUCAUACUGAUUCAUCAGUACAAAGUGAUGAGAAGAGCUGUGUCUAACAUGAGACGCAGGACUCAGAAUGAGGCAGAAUACGAGAAGAUUGAUCACAGACGUAAAACCGAGGACCCUUAUAAGGAGAUUUAUCACAGAGAUGAUCUCACAUCUCAAAAGGGGCGAGCAGAGGAGAAACUUGUGCUGAGUUCUGAGCUGAUCAUCACACAGUGUUUGUUUCGAGCAGAUGAAGAUGUGGAGCUCUCUGAUGCUUAUGUUUCUGUUCUUUUUGGCAAAACUCACAUCUGUACCUGCAGUGGUAGAGUGGAGGUUCUUCAUAGAGGACAGUGGGGAACAGUGAGUGAUGGUUUCUGGGAUAUGAUUGAUGCAGCAGUGGUUUGCAGAGAGCUGGACUGUGGUGAGCCUGUAGAUGUACUGCGUAAUGCUCAUUUUGGACAAGGAUCAGGACCAGUCUGGAUGAAUAAUGCAAUGUGUACUGGAUCAGAGUCCACACUGAAGAACUGUGGAUCAUCAGGAUGGGGUAGCACUGACUCUUUUCAUGGAAAAGAUGCCGGAGUCAUCUGCUCAGAAGUGAGGUUGGUUGGAGGUUCUCGCUGCUCUGGGAGAUUAGAGAUAUUUCAUGAGAACAGGUGGGCUUCAGUGUGUGAUUCUGCCUUUGACCAGCAGGAUGCAGAGGUUGUGUGUAGAGAGCUGGACUGUGGGGCUCCUGUUCAGGUUCUGGGAGCAGCUGCUUUUGGCAAAGGAGAGGGGGUCAGGCUUGUUGGAGACACUCGCUGCUCUGGGAGAUUAGAGAUAUUUCAUGAGAGCACGUGGGUUUCAGUGUGUGAUGCUGCCUUUGACCAGCAGGAUGCAGAGGUUGUGUGUAGAGAGCUGGGCUGUUUGGCUCCUGUACAGGUGCUGGGAGCAGCUGCUUUUGGCAAAGGAGAGGGUCAGAUGUGGACAGAAGAGAUUCAGUGUAGAGGCAACGAAUCUCAGAUUCACCUCUGUCCAACAUCGUCUCCACAUAAACACACCUGCUCCCAUGAAAAUGAUGAGGGUCUGCUGUGUGCUAACAUACAGAAUGUGAGACUGGUAAAUGGUAACAGUCGCUGUGCUGGAAGAGUGGAGGUUCUUCAUAGAGAUCAGUGGGGAACAGUAUGUGGUGAAGACUGGGAUAUGGCUGAUGCUGCAGUAGUGUGUAGAGAGCUGGACUGCGGGGAACCUGUAGAUGCUCUUGGUAAUGCUUAUUUUGGACCUGGAUCAGGACAGGUCUGGAUGAGUGUUGUAUUAUGUACUGGAUCUGAGUCUUCACUGAAAAAUUGCGGAUCAGUAGUGUUUGGUAAACCCUUCUGUGGACACAAUGAUGAUGCUGGAGUCAUCUGCUCAGAGCACAAAGAGUCCAGACUUGUUGAUGGACCUCAUCUGUGUUCUGGGAGAUUAGAGAUACUUGAUGGAAACACGUGGGUUUCAGUGUGUGAUGCUGCCUUUGACCAGCAGGAUGCAGAGAUUGUGUGUAGAGAGCUGGGCUGUGGGGCUCCUGUACAGGUGCUGGGAGCAGCUGCUUUUGGCAAAGGAGAGGGUUACACAGCACUAAGACUGGUGAAUGGCUCAGAAUCUUGUUCGGGUCGAGUGGAGCUUCAGUAUCUCAGCAAAUGGGGCACAGUGUGUGAUACAUGCUGGGAUAUGAGAGAUUCAAGUGUCCUCUGUAGACAGCUGAAUUGUGGGAUUGCUGUGUCUGUUGUGGGAUCAGACUGGUUUGGAGAGGGAAGUGGUGAAAUCUUGGCUGAUGUGUUUGAUUGUCAGGGGAAUGAAACACAUUUCUCACAAUGUCCCAUCUCUUCAUGGAGUCGAGCUGAACGUUCUCAUAGUAAAGAUGUUGGAGUCAUUUGCUCUAAUUCCUCUCUGGCUCUUCAUGAUGGGCGAGUGCGGUUGUCUGGAGAGAGAGAGUGUGAGGGGGAAGUGGAAGUUUACAUCAAUCAGGUCUGGAGGAGAGUUCUGCUGGAUUCCUGGAGUCUCACUGAAUCCUCUGUGGUCUGCAGACAGCUGGGCUGUGGCUCUGUGCUGAACUUCUACAGCUCCUCUUCAUCCAGUCCUGAACACAGUCAUGAGUGUGUGAUGGGCUUCCAGUGUUCUGGGAGUGAAGCUCAUCUGGGGAACUGUAGCUCUCCACAAACUCUCAACUGCAGCUCCACACAACAGAUGUCAAUCACCUGCCAUGGUCAUGGGUCCAUCAGGCUGGUGGGUUCUGGAGGAGAUUGUGCAGGGAGGCUUGAGGUUUUUCACAAUGGCUCAUGGGGGACAGUGUGUGAUGACUCCUGGGAUAUUAAAGAUGCCCAUGUGGUGUGCAGACAGCUGCAGUGUGGAGUGGCCCUCAGUAACCAGCAGGUACCAGCCUGGUUUGGUCCUGGUUCUGGACCCAUAUGGCUGGAUGAGGUGAACUGUGAGGGGAAUGAGUCAUCCCUUUGGAACUGUUCCUCUCAGGUCUGGGGAAAACAUGACUGUCAACACAAGGAGGAUGUAGGAGUCAUGUGUUCAGAGUUUAGAGAGAUCAGAUUAACUGAGGGCUGUGAAGGGAAUGUGGAGGUUUUCUACAAUGGAUCGUGGGGUAAUGUAUGCUGGAACCAGAUGGACAGAGACACAGCGAGUCUGAUCUGUCAAGAGCUGAACUGUGGAAGAUCUGGUGUUGAGUCUGAUUCAUCAUCAAGAAUAAAAUCAGCUCAUAACUGGCUAGAUAAAUUGAAAUGUCGACCACAUGACACAAAUCUGUGGCAGUGUCCAUCAUCACCCUGGGGACAGAAUGACUGUGAUGAAGAUGAAGUGGCCCAAAUCACCUGCUCAGAGAAGGAGAGUUUGGAGUCUCCUCGCAGUCAUCUUCCAUGUUCCACCUCACGAUCGUCUCUUCAGAGACAGUGUUCAAAGCAUGUUCCUCUGAGACUGAGUGGAGGGAAGGGCCGGUGCUCUGGGAGGCUGGAGGUGUAUCAUAACGCUGUGUGGGGUUCAGUUUGUGAUGAUCAGUGGGAUAUCAGGGAUGCUCAGGUGGUCUGCAGGCAGCUGGGUUGUGGAGCAGCACUGAGUGCUGAUGGGAAUGCAGCCUUUGGUGCUGGUGAAGAUUUGUCUGUGUCCACGACUCCUGCCACAGCAACAUCAGCUUUUCCUCCAGUUUCACAGACAGAAAGGGGACCAGUGCGAUCAACAUCAAUCCCUCCUCCACAAACUCCUCCAUCAGAUCCUCUCUCCAUCCCUCCAGUGGUUGUGUUUGUUCUGGUAUCUGUGCUCUUACUGAUCUUACUGCCACUCAUUAUACUGAUUCAGCAGAACAGAGUGAUGAGGAGAGCUCUCUCUAAGAGGAGACUCAGGACUCUGUCUGAAACAGUUUAUGAGGAGAUCGAUCACAGGCACACAAACAGACACAGUCACUUCACUCAGAGGGGAAGUUUCCUCUCUGAAGAACAUCAUUCAGGGUAUGAAGAUGCCGAUGAGUUCCUCUCAGCACAAUCUGCCAGUAUGGACAAGUAUGAUGAUGUCAAGCCCACAAAUGGGCUGACAGAAGAGAUCAAGAUUGUGAAGAAGAACACAGCAGAUAACUAUGAUGAUGUCAUCACUGCUGGACUGAGACCAGAUUAUGAAAAAGAUCACACACUUGAUAGCUGUGAUGAUGUCAUCCCCAUAGAACAGAAUGCUGAUACUAAAGCAGAUGACAUCCAUGAGAGUAAGCCGAAUUAUGAUGAUGUCAUCACAAGUGGACAGAGCUUUAGAAACCUGAUGGACUAUGAUGAUGUGGAGGUGAAGCCAAUCAAACUAGGAGGAACUGAGUGA
Xyrauchen texanus (razorback sucker) is the source of this 3990-nucleotide messenger RNA. RefSeq names its product scavenger receptor cysteine-rich type 1 protein M130-like. Gene Ontology annotation, cellular component: membrane. The coding region runs from base 1 to 3990 and encodes 1329 amino acids. The record is from RefSeq and is a predicted model, not a curated record. The transcript has 24 exons. Lineage: Eukaryota; Metazoa; Chordata; Actinopteri; Cypriniformes; Catostomidae.